GUUGCCCUCCUGGUAUCUGUGCACCUGAUAACACACACACACACACACACACACACACAAAUAAAAGGCAGCAGCAGGUGGUGUUUGAGAUCAGUGGUGCCAGAAUGGUGCGUCAUAUUUUAAUCGUCCUCGCCCCUCUUCUCCUCUGUGGCGUUGUGCCUUUGUGCAUCGCCACGGUGUGCUCGCCUUCCUGCAUCGGCCACUCCCCUGGUGACAAAGUGCCAGAUCCGCUCUCCUGCUACCGUUACUACUACUGCAAAACUGACGGGAGCCCCACGGACUCCCCUGUCCUUUGUCCGGACAACGCUCCGAUCUUUGACGCCGCCUCCAAGGAAUGCAACGACACCGCCGCGUGCCACGUACGGUGCCUUAACCCGUGCCAAAUCUCUUGCAAGAACAACAUGCAGCUGAUCGGCGACACGAUAGAAUGUGGCACCUAUUACCUCUGCAUUCCAGGAGGCGUUCAAGGGCCGUUUUACUGUAGCAGUGAUACUCCUUUCUUCAGCAGAGAGAAAGAGCUGUGUGUUGCAGACCACACGGUGUGCUGUGACAAAGAGGACCGCUGUGUACCAAUGUGCGAGGGAGAGGGCACCGAGAUAAUAGACCCUAGGGACUGCAGGAAUUAUUACGUGUGUACUGGACCAGGUGUUCCCUUGGACGAGAACCAUCAUCGCUGUCCAGAGGGCCAGGUGUUCGAUGUGUACUGGGGGAGUUGCUCCGCUGACUCCAAGUGCUACACGCUCUGCUACCAUUAAGAGAGGCUUGUGUGCUCCUCACGUGUAGCUUGUAUCGACUGGCCUGCACUGAGAGUUUGAUUUUGGAAAAAAAAAAAAAAAAUGGAGAACAUUGUUGUGCUGGCGAAUAUCUAAAAUCACAUGUUUAUGUUUAUAGUGAGAUAACUGAUAGAUUCCUUAUGUAUGUUUGUUAGGCAAACAAAACAAUAAAACUCCUAAUGAGUGCUUACAAA
This is a messenger RNA of Portunus trituberculatus (swimming crab), 967 nucleotides long. RefSeq lists its product as uncharacterized. NCBI's taxonomy places the organism in Eukaryota, Metazoa, Arthropoda, Malacostraca, Decapoda, Portunidae. The coding region runs from base 105 to 755 and encodes 216 amino acids. The transcript has 2 exons. Gene Ontology annotation, cellular component: extracellular region. The record is from RefSeq and is a predicted model, not a curated record. Gene Ontology annotation, molecular function: chitin binding.